AUGGGUGUGGAGAAUAGUAGAGGAGGAGGGAGUGGUAAAGCGAUUUGUGAAGUAGGCUGGUACAUACUUGGGGAGAAUCAAGAGCAUGUUGGUCCAUAUGAAUUCUCAGAAUUACAAGUCAAGAAAUGGCAUUAUUACCUCCUGGGACCAUUCACGUGGGCAUUAAUUGUUUGGCGUUGUAGUCUGGUCUUCAGCUCUCUUGAUGAAAUUGCCAGCGUCUUAAUACAUCUUUUACCUGGGAUUGUUUACUUCACUAUUCGAUGGUGGGAUCCAGCAACCUUUGAAGCUAUGCAUCCGGAGGGAAGCAUGACUCAGAGAGCUUCAUGGCCGUAUGUGGAAGACAAGUCCUACCUCUGGACGUGGCUAUUUGUUGUUCCCUUGGUUGCGUGCACCUUAUGUCAAAUUCUCUAUUUUCUCAUUGUCAAUGUUCUGCGUCGUCAAAGGCUUUUAAUGAAUCCAGAAGUAAUGACUUCCUACAGAGAACUAUCGAAGGAAGCACAAAAAGAAAAUAAUAUGUGGUGGUGUCUGAGUGGAGUUCUAGAUGAUGAGAAUCGUAUGCUCAUGUAUACCCUGUUCCAAGCUGCAUUCACAGUUGCCACAAUGGCUUUAACUGUACCAAUAUUUCUGUCUUAAGAAUUGCAUGAUUUCCAAAUAUUCAAAGUUUCUGCAUUUAUAUGGAAUGGAGGAAGCUUUUUAUUAGAGGUGAUGCCCAGGCAAGUCAUAAUGAAGGAGAAGAAGAAACUUGAAAUGCUGCCAUUACCAGUCCAACCUGAUCAGCCUGCUACUGUCUCAACCGAAAUUCCCACAGAAACUAACGGCUUCACAGAGUCUGACAACCAGUCAGAACAACCUUGUAUAAAAGAAAAUGACUUGUAAAAUUUUGUUUUCGCUACUGCUAGAAAAGUUUAGUUAGUACACCUAUGACUGUUGAAAGCUGGUAUCUUGGGAUUUAGGAUUUUGAGGUGUGGAAAGUUUAGUUUUGAAGUCGAGCCUUAGAAUUCAAAUAACAGCAUAUCAAAUCUCUUUUAUAAUUUUUCCUGAACAUCUCUUUUACAAAAAAAUAAAUAAAAAAUCCUU
Molecule: messenger RNA, 1077 nt
Organism: Papaver somniferum (opium poppy)
Lineage: Eukaryota; Viridiplantae; Streptophyta; Magnoliopsida; Ranunculales; Papaveraceae
Biological process (GO): phosphatidylcholine biosynthetic process
Source: RefSeq, a predicted model, not a curated record